Messenger RNA from Penicillium oxalicum, 123 nucleotides. RefSeq lists its product as uncharacterized. The transcript has 2 exons. NCBI's taxonomy places the organism in Eukaryota, Fungi, Ascomycota, Eurotiomycetes, Eurotiales, Aspergillaceae. The coding region runs from base 1 to 123 and encodes 40 amino acids. The record is from RefSeq and is a predicted model, not a curated record.
AUGUGGAAUUGGUGUCAGCAACAACGACUCUGGACGCUGCCACUGGCGGUUGUCAUCUUCCGAUCGUUUGCAACCAGGCAAGGUACCGACCCGGUAGGAAACUUGGAAGCUGAAGGAACUUGA